This is a messenger RNA of Xylona heveae TC161, 1095 nucleotides long. RefSeq lists its product as hypothetical. The transcript is spliced from 3 exons. Bases 1 to 1095 code for a protein of 364 amino acids. Lineage: Eukaryota; Fungi; Ascomycota; Xylonomycetes; Xylonales; Xylonaceae. The record is from RefSeq and is a predicted model, not a curated record.
AUGACCCUCCAUCCCUUUGUGCGAGUCAGCAAUAGCACUCUGCCCUCAUCGGAAAGUGUUGCGUCAGCAAUCAGUCAGGUAUCCAAGAAACUUGAAUCAUCCAAAUGGAGGAACAGCGCUCGCCUUGAUCCAGGAACCAACUUUGGAGCACUGGAACAAUUGAAACAUCUCCUCCCCAAGGCACUCGAUUCGGCAAAAGCGACAGUGGAUGACCUGGAGGAAUUCCAAAACUCCGAAGACUAUAUACCGAUGGAACUUGGCUCACAUCUCGACGGAUGCAAAGAUUUGCUCAAAGAGAUCCUGGGACAGAUUGACUCCUUUCAUGCUGAAGCAGACCGAGGCGGGUACAGAUCGAUUCCGACUUACGCCGAGUAUGUAGGAUUUGGUGAUAUGAUUGCCCAAUUAUCGACCGUUCCUGUGGGCACCAGAGCCCUCAUUCCAGUAUAUAAGGCAAGGGGUUCUCUGUGUGGUGCGUGGGUAGAUAGCAUGGAGCAAGCCACCGAGGAGAGGUAUUUGCCGGCGACCCUUUCAGAUUACAAUUUCCAUCAUACUUUUCGAGGUCGACGAUCACUUCCGACCAUCGACUGUCCCCUCAACGCCUCUAAUCUGAUCAAACCUCGCUUUUCGGGCGAUGCUAGUAGGCGGACUUCUAGAAGUAGAGAGCACCGUUUGCCCGUGCUUUGGCUACCGCUUAAUCUGUCAAACCGAAUCGGAGCAAAGCGGGCGCAAUGGCCAGACGUUUGUGUCAGCUGCUACUGCGGAAGUGCUAUCUCGGCUCGUUAUCUCGCUUCGCUACAAGAUGCCAAAUACGGAGUACAUAGUACGUGGUGGGAAACUACCAAAUCGUCAUCGACGGCCCGCAACAUGUGGCGGGUGGGCGACCGUGGCCGCCUUGCCCCUCUCUUCCCGCAGCCCGUUCUUCCAGGAUCACAUGCGUCUAAAAUCUACCGCAUUCGAUGCAGUGGAACGAAACCGUGCCCUCUUCCCUCUUCUCCGCGCCCCGGGCGUACAGACAGCAGCCAGGAAAUGGCCAAUCCACUCGAUCUGCGUGGCAGCAGCGUCAAGGGCUCGAACAUGGAUCAUGCUGACGCCUGA